AUGACAUUAAAGAAAAUUACAAAAAUGUCCACAAAAUCAACAAUAACUGCAGAACUAAAUGAUAGUAUUAGUAAUGUUUUGGGUAAAAAUGUAAAAAUACUUUAUAAAUCGUUAAUUCGCAUGGAAUCAAGAGGUGAUAAGGUAGACAACAGGGUCCUAGUUGUGACUGCAUUUAGAAUUUUCAUAACAACUACAAAAGUUCCAACUCGGGUGGAUAAUGGAUUUCACUUGAUGGAAAUAGAGGCCCUCGAAAGCAAAAAGGCUAAUCAUCUAUCCAUAACUUUAAUUCAUGAACACAAACCAGUCUCCAUUCUUAUUGGCGAGGAGGGUUCAUCAGACGGUGUUAUAAAUGCAAUACACGCUCUGGCCGCGGCUUUUGAUGAUCUGUUUCCUAAUGUGGCUAUGGAGGACAUUAUAUCCAAGGUUAACUUACCUUUUCAAAUACAACCGGUCACUGGGACACGAAAACAUUCUACGUGCGGAGAUUUCUCUAAUCAGUAUGCUGCUAUGUGCGACUUAUGUCAAACGCCAUUUAGGGCAGAGGUGGCCUGGGACAUCGACACGAUAUAUUUGGCACAUGAUAUUAGAAUGUUGCAUUUAAAAGAUUUCGAUCAUUUGGAUCAAAGGGACCUGAUACCGCUGGUGAUCGCGCUGCAGCACAACACGUGGUUCGAGGGCGUGUGCGGCGACAGCGUGCGCGUGGGCGGCGAGGCGUGGGAGGCGCUGUCGCGCGUGGUGCGCUGCGCCGCGCCGCCGCCACAGCGCCUCAGCUGGCGCGCCGCCGCGCUGCGCCACGACCACGCCGCGCGCCUCGGCCACGCGCUGGCGCGUGCGCGCCUGCCGCCCGCCAUGCACACCCUCGACUUCUCGCAGAACCACAUCGAGGACAAAGGCGCCAUUAGUAUACUGACGGGUCUGGCGAACAACCCAGACGGCCUCCAGUACAUCGCUUUAUCUCAAUGCGGUCUCACGGGAAAGACUGUUAACCAUCUUGCCGCUAUGUUGAAUGAUAAUCCAUGCCAUCUCUCUACGUUGUCACACUUGGAUCUAUCUAAUAACAAUUUAAAAGAUGAUGUACAUAAUCUGUACAAUUUUCUUGCACAGCCGAACGUUUUAACGCAUUUAAAUUUGACUAACACCGAAACGAUGCUAGAAAAUAUUUGGGGUGCGUUAUUGCGUGGGUGUGCGGCGCGGUUGUCUUCGCUGCUGGUUGGACGAAAUCCGUGGUCAGCAGCGCGUAGGCCCCGGGAUCCACCGCCAUCUUUCCGGCAGUUCUUCACCGCCUGCCUCGCGCUUGCCGAUCUCGACUUCUCCCACUGCAAGAUGCCGCCUGAUGUUCUCAAGAGUCUGCUGCUGGGGCUGGCGUGCAACGAAAGCGCGGCGGGCGUGAAGCUGAACCUGGCGGGCGUGCUGAGCUCGGCGCAGGCGGCGCACGUGCUGGAGUCCUGCAUCCACGGCGUGCGCUGCCUGCAGGCGCUCGACCUCUCCGACAACAGUAUGGAAUAUGAAUUAUCAGGAAUAGUGAGAGCUAUAGGAAAGAAUCACUCUAUAACUCAUUUAUCGUUAAGCAGACUAACAGGGAAAAGGUCUUAUGCUCCACCUUUAAUACAAGCAUUGGUGCAUGUUCUGCAGGAACCAGAUACAGCUUUAACAUCUUUAGAUCUUAGUGAUUGUAAACUAAAGGGUGACCUGUACGGACUGCUGAACGCGCUGGGCGGCGCGCGGCGGCUACGCACGCUGGACGUGGGUGGCAACGUGGCGGGCGACGCGGGCGCGCGCCUGCUCGCCAAGGCGCUGCAGUGCAACUGCACGCUGCACACGCUGCACAUCGACCGCAACGCCUUCAGCCUACAAGGGCUGACGGACAUCGCGACGGCGCUGCGGCGGUCGGUGAGCGUGCGGCGCGUGGAGUUCCCCGGCUGCGACGCGGCGGCGGGCGGCCGCGGCGCCAGCGAGCGCGUCGCCGCGCUCUGGCGCGACCUGCACGACCGGCUGGCGAGCAACAGCACGGCGGCGCAGUCGCACCGACUGCGCGCGCUGGCGCUGGAGCGCGCGUGGGCGGGCGGCGAGGCGGCCGCCGCACUCGCGGCGCAAGCCGCCGCCGCGCUGCCGCCGCCGCCGCUGCCCGCCGCCGCCGAGCGCGCCGCUGCCGCCGCGCACCACCUGCUGCACCAGUACCUGCAGCGGUGUAGUGAAGUAUUUGCGGCGAUGGGCGGCGCCAACACAAGCGGAGAACUGGUUACGUUACAAGCAGUGCGAGACGCGAUGGCGCCUUGCAAUGCUACGCUGCAAGACUUACUCAAUGAAGCCGUGGAAAGCUUAGCACUUGCGGCUUGUGAGAGUGUGGACAAUGUGGAUAUUGAACCGACGCCAAGUUCUGAAGCUGAUAUACCUGACCUGCUCACACCAAUUUCACAUUCCGGGAAAUUGGAUUAUUUAAAUUUGGCGACGCCGCUGGGCGGGCGGCGGCGCGAGCGCGGCGCGCGGCGCGUGCGGCCCAAGUCGGUGGCGGAGCAGCAGUGCAGCAGCAACGAGAUGCUGUCGUUGCCGCCGCUGCACGCCGAGGCGGCCGACGCGCUCGCCGACCUGCCCGCGCACACGCUGCGCCACCUCGUCAAAGGACGCCCUAGAAGAGCAAAGACGAGAGCUCCUACUCGGCCUAUAACAGACCAAUCUCAAGAUAUUGAUGAAGGGCUGGACGAGUUUUGGCGCACUUGCCGCACGCCGCCGGGUAGCGAGGAGGCGUCUCUGUCGGGGCGCACGCCGCUCACGUCUCGCUCGCUGCACUCGCUGUCGUCACUCGCCUCGCCCUCGCCGCUGCGCCACUCGCCCACGCUGCAGCGCGAUGACACUAUGUACGUACUGUCGGGGCGCACGCCGCUCACGUCUCGCUCGCUGCACUCGCUGUCGUCACUCGCCUCGCCCUCGCCGCUGCGCCACUCGCCCACGCUGCAGCGCGAUGACACUAUGUAUAGUGUAACGUCUGGCGAAAGUACUCCGGUUUUACUAGAAUGUGAAGUGUCGCGCUGCAAGUCGUCGGAUAACGUGGGCAUACGCGCGCCGGGCACUCCGCCGCCUUCGCGCUCGUCUGACAACGUCAACACUAUGGGCAACGGGUGCGCGCGCGCGGCGGGGCGGGCGCGGCCGUGGUCCGUGGCCGGCGGCAACGCGGACGGCGCCGCCUGCACCACAGAGGGCGUGGAGGCGUGCGUGGGCGGCAGCAUCGUGGGCAUCACCCCCGGCGCCGCACUAACCAGCUCAAUGUUACGAGAUCAUCCAUUAACUCCAGGUUAG
Messenger RNA from Parnassius mnemosyne (clouded apollo), 3294 nucleotides. The record is from the annotation of a GenBank genome assembly. Lineage: Eukaryota; Metazoa; Arthropoda; Insecta; Lepidoptera; Papilionidae.